Messenger RNA from Protopterus annectens (West African lungfish), 1595 nucleotides. RefSeq names its product zinc-binding protein A33-like. The coding region runs from base 37 to 1509 and encodes 490 amino acids. The record is from RefSeq and is a predicted model, not a curated record. Lineage: Eukaryota; Metazoa; Chordata; Ceratodontiformes; Protopteridae. The transcript has 6 exons. Gene Ontology annotation, molecular function: zinc ion binding; protein binding.
ACGAAAGUGAAAAGAAGAAGGCAGAGUGCAAAAAGAAUGGCAACUGGUAGAGUAGCUGAUUAUUUAGAUGAGGAUUUAGUUUGCCCUGUUUGUUUGGAUUUAUUUAUAGCCCCUGUAAUACUGGAAUGUGGGCAUAAUUUUUGCAGAUCAUGUAUAGAUAAAGUAUGGGACACAGAGCAAAUUCUCUCCUGUCCGGAGUGCAGAGCGGAAUGGCCAGCCAAGAAAUACACUAUCAACAGGGUGUUAGCUAAGAUAGUAGAGAAAGCUCAAGUUAAACAGGAAGAUACGAAGGGUGGAAAACCACAACAGGGACAGAAAAGUCACUGUGCACUUGGAUCACAGCAAUGCCUGGAACACAAGGAGGAACUGAAAUUAUUUUGCAAGGAGGAUGAAAGUCCCUUAUGUGUCAUCUGUGUGGUAUCACAAAAACAUGCAGGUCAUACUUUCCUUCCACUGCGAGAAGCUGUCAGCAUGUUUCAGAAAAAGCUGAAAGAAGUCUCAUCCCUUCUGGAAUUGAAACUUAAGGGUAUCAAAGCACUUGGAAAUCAGCAACAACACAUGAUAUCAGACCUCCCGAAUAAAUCUUUGAGAUUAGAACAACAUAUAAGAUCAGAAUUUGUCAAGCUGCACAGGCUGCUCCAGGAUAAGGAACAAAGUCUGAUAGAACAGCUAAAGAAGGAAGCAGCAGGAAGUCUGGGAAAGAUGGAGGAAAACCUGAAGGAUAUAAACGUCAAACAGAGUAUCAUUCAGAAUCAUCUAACUUAUAUUCAGUUAACACUGCAGCAGGAAGAUCCUGUAAACUUUUUAAGGGAAUUCAGAGACCAUGAAGAAAGAUACAUGCAACCAGCUAAAAAAGAUGUUUUACCUGAUGUUGUUCUGGGUACCUGUGAUGGCAGUCGGGAAAGGUACAAUUAUGUUUUACACCAUGAGGACUGGAAUGAAUGGAAGUGUAAUAUGAGAACAGUUCCAUCACCUCUGACCCUGGAUCCUGACACAGCACAGCCUAAUCUCAUUUUGUCUGAGGACCUGACCAGUGUGAGACAUGCUGACGUUACACACCAUCUCCCUGACAAUCCUAAGAGAUUUGAUUAUUAUGUCUGUGUACUUGGGAAAGAGGGCUUCUAUACAGGUCAACAUUACUGGGAGGUGGAGGUGAAGAACAAGACUGACUGGGAUGUGGGAGUCACCACAGAAUCCAGCAAUAGGAAGGGACGCUUUAAAAUGAAUGCAAAGCAUGGAUAUUGGAGGAUAAUGCUGAGGAAUGGGAAUACAUACACAGCUGCAGAUUCAUCAUUGAAGGAUUUAACCCUCACUGUGAAACCCCAAUGGAUCGGAGUGUACCUGGACUAUGAAGGGGGACAGGUGUCAUUGUAUAAUGCUGACAACAUGUCCCAUAUCUACACCUUUACUGACAAGUUUACUGAGAAAAUCUAUCCUUUCUUCAGCCCCUGUCUUAAUUAUAAGGGAGAAAAUGCAGCACCCCUGAAACUAUUUCACCUGAAACUGUAAUGUAAAUAAAAAAAUUCUUCUACUACUCAGCUGUACUGUAUUCUUUCUAUUGCAUUAUUUUCAGUCAUUUUUAAAAGACCACGAUC